UAAACUAAGCGAUUACAGUACUGUAUUAAAAUGGAAUACAUUUGCAGGAAUUUAAAAAUGCUUUUUACGGAAGUGCCUUUUGGCGCGUUUUAUUUAAUUUCCGGGCGUUGCGAGACGAGUUUAGCUAGCGGACUUUGCGGAAGGCAUUGCAGUGUCUUAACAUUUCUUCAAACUCUACAGAUGGCAAACGCGACCCGCUUUCUUUAAUAGGCCAAUGUGGCGAUUCAACAGUUUGUCCUAAAAUUAGAGGUCAUUUGUCAUCUUGUUGCAAGCCCAACUCGAGUAAUGGAAGAAGCAAAACAGGAAGAAACGAGUGCGAAGAGGGUUUUUGUUUGUGUGUCCAAUAGAAGCCACGUGGAAAUGAACGAAGCACGGGGCGGAUUUCCACACCGGCCUCGUCCCGUCAACGUCUUCCUCGGCGACAAGCGCGGUCGUGUCAUGGCGGCGCGUGCACGUGCGCGUCUGCGCGUGGACGCCAUUGGCCGCCCGUCCUCUCGCUGACGUCGUGCGAUGUCAUUUCUCCCGCAGGAAGCCGAGCUGCUUGGAUGGGCUGUCGCUGCCCUAUUGGACCAACAUGGGCCCGCACGGCGUCGGGCGAGCCGUCCGCCGGCUGGAAUUCGGCAACUGCAAGCGAGGACUCGGUGUCAAGAUCAUCGGCGGCUACAGAGAAACGACGGGAGAGGACUUUGGCGUCUUCAUCAAGAGAGUCGUCGCCGGAGGGCUGGCCGCGCUCGACGGUCGGCUUCAGCCGGGCGACCUGAUUGUGGACGUGAACAACAUCAGCCUGAGCGGCGUCACCAAUGACAGGGCGGUGGAGAUCCUGAGGACGGCGUCGCUGUCCAAUCGCAUGUCGCUGCUGGUUGCCAGGGACGAUGAUUCCAGGCGGGAGUUUUCCGAGCUGAUGGAGAAGUACGGCUCCGCCCCCUCGGCGCCGUCCGGCCGCAUCUCCCCGACUCGGCAGUCUGCAGGCAAGCCGCCGGACGCCGCCGCCUCGGCGUCCGAGAGCCCCCGGCCGCUCGGCCCGAAAGAAGGAGCCCCUGUCUACGCCCAUGCGGCCACGCCCGCUUUCAGCCACAGCGUAAUCCAGUUGAUCUGCAUCGCCAAGGGCAGCGGCCUGGGCCUGGUCGUCAAGGGCGGGGCCAACCGGGCCGAAGGUCCCAUGGUCUUCAUCCGGGACAUCGCGGCGGGAGGCGACUGCCAGAAGGACGGCAGGCUGCAGGUGGGAGACCAGCUGGUGUCCGUCAACAAGGAAUCGCUCAUCGGCGUGACGUACGAAGAGGCCCGGACCAUCCUGGCCCGCACCAAACUCAGACCGGAUCCCACCGUGGAAGUGGCCUUCAUCCGGCGUCGGACUUCGUCCGGCUCCAGCAGCGGCCCUCGCAGCCCCGUGGUCGGGGGGCCCCGCGGCGGUCCGCCGCCGGUCCCGGUCACCGAGCUCGCCUCCGGCCGGAUCGGCCAGCAGGCGCAAGCGAGUGCAGCUGAGCCCGAGCCUGAGCCCGACCCCGACGUGGACGGCGGCAGCUGUCAUCUCAAAUUGGAGCAAAUUGAAAAGGCUCUGGACCUGCUGGGCCUGAAGCCGUCGGACGCUCGGCGCCAGGCGUUCCGGUCCCGACUGCGAGCCGACCCGGCGGGGACGGUGACCCGCGCGGAUUUGGAGAGCGCCAGCAGGGAGGCGUUCGGGCCUCGGCCGGACGAGGCCGCUGCCGCCCGCGCGGGGUCAAAGUUCACGUGCGAUGACCUGUUGAGUCUGCUGGAGGUGCCCGCUUGCAGCCCGUCGACGUCGGCUCGUGACGACGUGGAACGCCUGAGGAAGGCGAACGCGGAGGCGCUGGCGGAGAUCAAGAGGCUGCAGGAUCAACUGUCGGAGUGUCGCGGGGUCCGGCAGCAGAUGGCGGAGGAGCUGGACGUCGUCAAACUGGAAGCCAAGGCGGCCGCGGAGGAGACGCGGACCCUGCGGGCUCGCGUCCAGCUGGCCCAGGAGGCCCGGAAGCAAGCCUGCGGGAUGGAGAUGGACUACGAGGAGGCGGUCCGGCUGCUGGAGGCCGAGAUCGCCGAGCUGAAGGCUCACAGGGCCAGAGAGGCCCCUCCCCCUCCCCCUCCCCUUCCGGACCACAAGGAGGAAAGCGAGCGGCUGGAGAAGAAAGCGGCCGUGCUGGAAAGUCAGCUGAGAAAGAGCGACGCCGCCAAGAAGACUUUGGCGAUGUCCACCGCAAAACUGCUGGCGUUUGUCCAGAAUGUUCAAGAAUAUCUGCUUGAAGGACUCGGGCCCACCAAGAGCUUCAGUUGCGUGACCGCGGAGGGGGUCCCUCAAGGCGGACCCUCGCGACACGAGAAGAGUUCGUGGACGGCGGCGGCGUUGGCCAAGCGAGCGGACGAGCUGAGCGCCAGCGUCAGGAACGUCCUGGAAGUGGACGCGUGUCGGCCUUCGUCACGUCCCCCCCGAUUGUGAUUUUGACUCCGCUUUGAAGUUUAUGAAAGAAUUGAUGAAUAGAAAGAUUUGAUUAUCAAGUAUUUUGAUGCUUGCUCAUGAUCAAAGUCCAAGUGCAGUUAAGGCGAAGAAGUGGCUUCAGUGGGCAAAUCCGUCGCGAUGUUAAGACCCGAAAUUGGUGACUGGCCUUUUGCGGGACUCCUCCCCCAUUUUUCAGCGCUGACCUUCUAGUGCGCAACCCCCCCCUUCUCGCAUCUUGGCCCGGCGUGCGCUAGCCCGACGUUGACAAUUUUAUGGAUGGCGUGACUUUCCUUUCCCUGAUGGAAUGAACGGAAAUGCGACGGAUCUCUCGGAGCUUCCCCCGAAUCAACAAGGACGACAAUUUUUGCCGUUUGUGUUUUUUUGUGUGUUUUAAUGAGAGAGAAAAGAGCAGCGUAAAGUAUGCGACGUCAUUUCAUCAAAAAAAUGUGGCAAGAACAUAAAAAGUAUGUUUAAAAAAAAAUGGAAAUGCAAAGAAGGGCGUUUUAUUCCCCUCCUUUUGACGUCGUCCUGCCGCAAUCCCGAGAAAGUGCGCAAAGACGACGAUGUCAAGAAAAGUCUUUUGAGCCAAGAUGGCCACUUGCAGUCUUCCAGCACAAAGGUGGCUCUUACCUAAUGACCUCACACACAUGAUGAAAAGGGACGGAGGGAGGAAGAAAGUAGGUCGUGUGGACGCGGGAGUUUUCCUUGCAGCCGCCUCCCGUCUGCUUUUUGUCAGCUGCGUCCUCAUCACCUGUUGCUAGGAUACCAAAAGGCGCAUUUGUGCGCUUUGUUCUUGUUUGUUUGUCUUGCUCAAUAAAGCUUCGUUCCUCCUCGGUGUCAUAUUUUGAAGAGCUUCAAGUUGUUUUUGCUGGCGUUUUAAGAUUACAAUUUUUUUUUUUGGGCGGGGGGGACACAAGAUUUUGUCAAUUUAACUCAUUUUUGGGGAUUUUUUUUUUUUAUACAAUAGCGUCAGGAAAUUUUCACUUGAGCUUUUAAUAGUUUUUUUUUUUGUUUUGUUUUACAUUUUGUGGUUAUCCUUGGUGACAAUUUUGUCACAUCUUUGGUUGCCUUUUUAUGUUUUUGUUACCUUUUCAGUACAUAGGAUUAUUGGUGUCAUGCUUUUGUUUUUUUUUUUUUUGUUACAUUAUUUUGCACUAUGUAUGAAUUUUUGUGAUAUUUUCUGGCAUUUUAAUGUUUUUGAUUUGGGGAAAAAGGUCAUUUUUGUGAUAUGGUUCAUGCUUUUGUCACUUGUUUUUCUCUCAUUUUUGUUGAAAUUAAUAUUUUUCUUUUUUACUGUUUUUGAUAACAAUUGGUCACAUUUUUGUUGGCUUUUUUGCGUUUAUUUUAAUUUUUACGGUGACAAUUUGUCAUAUAUUUGAUUGCUUUAGGCGUCUCCGUUACUUUUAUGUAUUUAUUAUUUUUUGGGGGGUACCGUUUCCAAUGCAAUGACAAAUUGGCUCCAUUUUUUUUCAUUUUUUCUUGCAAUUUUUAUCAUUUGUUUUUGGUUUCUUUGUACUACAUUUUUGUCACAUUUGGUUCUAUUUUGUUCCAUUUCUUUUUGUUGCAUUUCAUUUUUUUCUCUUCCAUCUUUGUAGUUUGUGUUUUAUCUUUAACCAUUUUAGUCAUUGUUUUACUGUUUAUUUCUGGUUUUGGGGGUGACUGUGAAACCCUAAAAAUGUCAAUCGCUUCCUCAUAUUCACACGUAAAAUUUCGGAGCCGGUUUUGUAAUCAGAACUCCAGGGAAAUGUUUUUUUUUUUUUUUUUUUUUUUACAAAAAUGAUUGCAACAUCUCAAUGUUAUCAUUUAUGACAAGGACAAUUUGAAAUGUUGCCGCAUAUUUUGAACAAGAACCGCAGAAGUCGACGCGCACGAUUUGCUUUUCCGGGCCACAUGAAGUCGCGCGUCGGGCCGGCUCCUGCCCCCGGGCCUCGACUUUGACACCUGGGUCUGCUUUUGUUCCAUUUUGUCCUUUUUUUUUUUUUUUUUUUUUUUUGUUGCUUUGUGUUCCACGCGCGUUAUGUAAAUCCCGUGCCAAUUGCUAACGGCUUCUUUGUUUUCUUUUGUCUCUGAGAAGUGAAAGUUGUUUUCUUAUCAGCGUGAAACUGUCAAUAAAGUUUGCCGUCUUCUGA
Syngnathoides biaculeatus (alligator pipefish) is the source of this 4578-nucleotide messenger RNA. It is a transcript of the gene stxbp4, whose product is annotated as syntaxin binding protein 4. Gene Ontology annotation, biological process: insulin receptor signaling pathway; regulation of insulin secretion involved in cellular response to glucose stimulus. The transcript is spliced from 22 exons. NCBI's taxonomy places the organism in Eukaryota, Metazoa, Chordata, Actinopteri, Syngnathiformes, Syngnathidae. Gene Ontology annotation, molecular function: syntaxin binding. The coding region runs from base 575 to 2449 and encodes 624 amino acids. The record is from RefSeq and is a predicted model, not a curated record. Gene Ontology annotation, cellular component: cytoplasmic vesicle.